GUUCUCCAGGUGUUUAAUUCGCGGAGUAUUCAUAAACAGGUCCAUUUUGCCUGGCCACUCUCAAGAUUCUUUGAAUUGUUAGCUGAAUCUGCAAAAAGCUUGUAAACGGGUGAACGUCGUAGGUGAGGGGUGACUUAUAAAAACAGGCAAAAAGAUCGUUUAUCGACUACAUGUUGUCCAGUUUGCAAGUUUUCACACUGUGUUACUUUGUUCAACCUUAAUAUCCACCAUGAUCGUGCCGAAGUACAUGCCUUGUCUGGUUCUGUUCAUCGUCCAUCAGAGCGUGUUCGGAAGUCGUAUUAUGGAAAGAUGGGGUGCCGUACUUAACCGGACUCCAGCAACAACCACCACUACCACCGCACCAACAACGACAACGCCGUGCCCGACAUGCCACGUCUCCGGCAAACAAUACUGCCCAGACUGGGUAACAAGCGAAAGCUGGUGCUUCGGCGAUCCCUUCAUGAUUUUGAAAGAACGAACGGACCUCGACUGCGUUGAGAAGCAUAUUCGUGGGGGACCGGGCACCACCGAUGAGAGCAAAGUUUCCUGGGCGGCUGAUGUGUAUCAUCUGGGAUUGUGGCGUAAUAUUCCAGUAACAAACGGGACCAGUUAUGACGAAAACUUCGAAAAGUUGCAGAAGUGCACCAAAUUUUACGGAAUAGGAAAGGGCCUAACAAGCCUGUUGGGAUGCGAAUUUCAGUGCGAAAAAUAUGUCAACUUCUUUCAGAAAGGAGCACCCAAGCUUCCCAAGAGCCAUUGAUACUCGUUUGAUUUAUGUACGUGACAGAUUUAGAUUUGCAUUUUCAUCACGUUAGCACGUUAUUCAUCGAACUCUGUCUAUUUUCUUUGCAACUGAAAAAAAUACACAU
This is a messenger RNA of Paramacrobiotus metropolitanus, 869 nucleotides long. RefSeq lists its product as uncharacterized. The coding region runs from base 230 to 760 and encodes 176 amino acids. The record is from RefSeq and is a predicted model, not a curated record. Lineage: Eukaryota; Metazoa; Tardigrada; Eutardigrada; Parachela; Macrobiotidae. The transcript has 2 exons.